Pteropus alecto (black flying fox) is the source of this 5753-nucleotide messenger RNA. RefSeq names its product ADAM metallopeptidase with thrombospondin type 1 motif 17 (gene ADAMTS17). Gene Ontology annotation, molecular function: metalloendopeptidase activity. Bases 1 to 3231 code for a protein of 1076 amino acids. The record is from RefSeq and is a predicted model, not a curated record. Gene Ontology annotation, cellular component: extracellular matrix. The transcript has 22 exons. Lineage: Eukaryota; Metazoa; Chordata; Mammalia; Chiroptera; Pteropodidae. Gene Ontology annotation, biological process: proteolysis; extracellular matrix organization.
AUGGCGAUGCGCAUUGCGGUUGGGGAACCAGUUAAUGUAUCUUCUUUGAAAGCAAACCUGGAAAGUGGGUGCGGUUGCAUAUUUUGCUGUAACGCCCCCCAUCUCGUGUCUGUCUCCCCAACACAAUGGCUGCUGGGACGUUUCGUCCCACAAAAGCUCAUUCUUGGGCUAGGUAAAUCGAGGCACCCUGCAAAGAAAAAGCCCAGACGUGGGAACCAGGCUGAAGCCAGGCGGCCUCGCCGCCCUUGGGCUGUUGGGGUCUCGGCGUGUGUGAAUGAGGGUGACCUGUGUUGCAUUUCCCUUUUCCCCCCUGGGCAGGUCGGCCUCAUCCAGCUGGGGCAGGAGCAGGUGCUCAUCCAGCCCGUCAACAAUUCCCAGGGCUCGCUGGGCGGGCAAGAGCAUCUGAUCAGGCGCAAAUGGUCCCUGACGCCCAGCCCCUCCGUCGAGGCCCAGGUACCCAGGCAGCUCUGCAAGGUUCUCACAGAAAAGCAGAAGCCGAGGAGAGGCCGGCGGGAGCGGAGGGACGCCAUCCGGCUCACCAGCGAGCGCACAGUGGAGACGCUGGUGGUGGCCGACGCCGACAUGGUGCAGUACCACGGCGCCGAGGCCGCCCAGAGGUUCAUCCUCACCGUCAUGAACAUGGUAUACAACAUGUUUCAGCACCAGAGCCUUGGAAUUAAAGUAAACAUUCAGGUCACCAGGCUGGUCCUCCUCCGGCAUCGUCCUGCCAAGUUGUCCAUUGGGCACCACGGCGAGCGGUCCCUGGAGAGCUUCUGUCACUGGCAGAACGAGGAAUAUGGAGGCGCGCGUUACCUCGGCAACAAUCAGGUCCCGGGAGGGAAGGACGACACGCCCCCCGUGGACGCCGCCGUGUUCGUCACCAGGACAGAUUUCUGCGUAUACAAAGACGAACCGUGCGACACCGUUGGAAUUGCUUACUUGGGCGGCGUGUGCAGCGCGAAGAGGAAAUGCGUACUUGCCGAAGACAACGGUCUCAACUUGGCCUUCACCAUCGCCCACGAGCUAGGCCACAACUUGGGGAUGAACCACGACGAUGACCACUCCUCCUGUGCCGGCAGAUCCCACAUCAUGUCGGGAGAGUGGGUGAAAGGCCGGAACCCCAGCGACCUCUCCUGGUCCUCCUGCAGUCGAGAUGACCUUGAAAACUUCCUCAAGUCGAAAGUCAGCACCUGCUUGCUGGUCACGGACCCCAGGAGCCAGCACGCGGUGCGCCUCCCUCACAAGCUGCCUGGGAUGCACUACAGCGCCAGCGAGCAGUGCCAGAUCCUAUUCGGUACCAACGCCACCUUCUGCAGAAACAUGGAGCACCUGAUGUGCGCUGGCCUGUGGUGCCUGGUGGAAGGAGACGCCUCCUGCAAGACCAAGCUGGACCCUCCCCUGGACGGCACCGAGUGUGGGGCUGACAAGUGGUGCCGCGCGGGAGAGUGUGUGAGCAAGACCCCCAUCCCGGAGCACGUGGACGGGGACUGGAGCCCGUGGGGCGCCUGGAGCAUGUGCAGCCGUACGUGUGGGACGGGAGCCCGCUUCCGGCAGAGGAAAUGUGACAACCCCCCCCCUGGGCCUGGAGGCACACACUGCCCAGGCGCCAGCGUGGAGCACGCAGUCUGCGAGAACCCGCCCUGCCCCAAGGGCCUGCCCAGCUUCCGGGACCAGCAGUGCCAGACGCACGACCGGCUGAGCAGCAAGAAGAAGGGUCUGCUGACGGCAGCGGUGGUCGAUGAUAAGCCGUGUGAACUGUACUGUUCGCCUCUGGGCAAGGACUCCCCGCUGCUGGUGGCCGACAGGGUCCUGGACGGCACACCCUGCGGGCCCUACGAGACCGACCUCUGCGUGCACGGCAGGUGCCAGAAAAUCGGCUGUGAUGGCAUCAUCGGGUCAGCGGCCAAGGAAGACCGGUGCGGGGUCUGCAGCGGGGACGGCAGGACCUGCCGCGUGGUGAAGGGCGACUUCAGCCACUCUCGGGGGACAGGUUACAUCGAAGCUGCUAUCAUUCCCGCCGGGGCUCGGAGGAUUCGCGUGGUGGAAGACAAACCCGCCCACAGUUUUCUGGCUCUCAGAGACUCCAGCAAGAGAUCCAUCAACAGCGACUGGAAGAUACAGCUCCCCGGGGAGUUCCAGAUCGCGGGCACAAUCGUGCGCUACGUCCGGAGGGGCCUGUGGGAGAAAAUUUCUGCUAAGGGACCGACCAAAACUCCACUGCACUUGAUGGUGUUGCUGUUUCACGACCAGAAUUACGGAAUCCACUACGAAUACACCAUCCCCGUGAACCACACGGCCGAAAACCAAAGCGAGCCGGAGAAGCCGCAGGACGCACUGUUCCUCUGGACCCACAGCGGCUGGGAGGAGUGCAGCGUGCAGUGCGGCGGAGGUGAGCGGGAAGCGGUGUCCUGCACGCGAAUCGUGAACAAGACGACGACACUGGUGAACGACAGUGACUGCCCUCCAGCCAGCCGUCCGGAGCCCCAGGUCCGAAGGUGCAACUCACACCCUUGCCAGUCACGGUGGGUGACCGGCCCGUGGAACCCCUGCUCAGCCACCUGUGAGAAAGGCAUCCAGCACCGGGAGGUGACCUGCGUGUACCAGCUGCAGAACGGCACACACGUCGGCACACGGCCACUCUACUGCCCAGGUCCCCGGCCCGCGGCCGUGCAGAGCUGCGAAGGCCAAGACUGCCUGUCCGUCUGGGAGGCAUCUGAGUGGUCACAGUGUUCGGCCACCUGCGGCGCGGGGACGCGGAAGCGGACCGUGACGUGCACCAACUCACAGGGAAAAUGCGAUGCUUCCACGCGGCCCAGAGCAGAGGAGGCCUGCGAAGACCACAGCGGCUGCUACGAGUGGAAGACGGGGGACUGGUCCAAGUGCUCGUCGACCUGUGGGAAGGGCCUGCAGUCCCGCGUGGUACAGUGCAUGCACAAGGUCACCGGGCGCCACGGCAACGAGUGUCCUGCCCUCUCAAAGCCAGCAGCCUACAGACAGUGCUACCAGGAGGUCUGCAACGACAAGAUCAAUGUGAACACCAUCACCUCGCCUCGCCUCGCCGCUCUGACCUACAAAUGCACACGGGACCAGUGGACAGUGUACUGUCGGGUCAUCCGAGAAAAGAACCUCUGUCAGGACAUGCGGUGGUACCAGCGCUGCUGCCAGACCUGUAGGGACUUCUAUGCCAACAAGAUGCGCCAGCCACCAUCACCGCCGUCACCAAGCUCAUGACACGCGGUUCCGCGGUCCCGCGACUCUCCAGUGCAAGGUCCGCCUCCUGACAUCGCGGCUGGUUGAAAGCCCGCCCACCCGAGAGCACAGGGGUCCUGCGGCCGGGACCCCCGAAAGCACUCCACCGCUCACCCACAAGGCCGUCCCCCAGAUCCGAUCCCAUAGAACUUGAGCGUGAACUUGACGUUUGCCGUUAGUGCUUUUAUACUUAAUAUAUUAACAGCCACUGGAUGGCUUUCUACAAUAAGGAAAAAAUAGGCACGAGUCCCACAAUAAUCACGGUUUCUGAGGUUCCGUGUACCUCAAAAGGAACACUUCCGACAACUGUCGAAAGAGAGACACGUCCCCGAGUGCCUCUGUCUCGGAUUUCCUCUGACGUUUGAAUCCCGGUGCUUGAUGUACCAUGGGGGCGAAUAUCCCAAGGUGAGACAUUCGACAUGAAAUCGGGCUUUAUCCUGAAAGCCAGCGACACCCUGGCAGGGAGGACAGAUGCCAGCCAGCCUCUGCUGGUGGCUUCUCCUGAGAGGGCCUGGCUGCUGGAGCCCUUUGUGACAUCACAGAAAUCAGCACUUUGCCUCUCUGCCCAUCACUGAACGCACUUGCCCCGGAAGUGAAUCUGCAUAAGCCACUGAGGAGACCAGGGCCAAGAAAUUCCGCACACCACCCACGUGGAGAGAAUAUUCCGGAAAGGUUUGGCACUGGGGAGGCAUCUGAUUUUCAGAUGUCCGCCACGCAGGGGAGCGAGAGCAGGACACGUGCGAACUUGGCCGUGGGCUUGCUUGCUGGCGUGAAGGGGAGCGCUCAGGACGGUUCCGUGUGCCUUCUGGGGACCUUUGCUCCAGCUCGCACAUCAUAAAGCUUUGCGCCUUGCAGAUGGCUUCCCGUUGACCUUGACCGCCUCUCUGCAGUUGAUCAGAACCUCUGGCGACGCUAGCUCAGUCCUGGCUGCUUCGCCCAUCACGGGACAGGUUUCCUCCGGGGUCACUGCACGCCCACCAAGCCUCCCUGUAGCCCAGACCUUGUCCUGCUGUCAGUACUGACCCCCUCCUCUUCGUGGGGCAAGAGUGACACUCGGAAAAGCCCGCAGAAGGCCUUUCCCUGCUGCGGUCCGUCCCCCCAGCCCUCAUGACAGAGCUGUGCCCUCUCUGGAGCCCGAAGAGAUGACGAGAGUGACCUCUUUGAGAGCACAGAAGGUGUAAGGACCCUGCCCGCUCCGGGCGCUGGGAAGAUGGGACCCCAGCCUGGGAACAGGGAUUCUGGAUACCAGGAGAUCUGUUUUGCUGAGCAAGUUGGUGGGCGUUCCCAGGGGCGCCAGGGACCAAGGACGUCGCCAUGAGAAGCCCACGGCCCCCUCCAUUAUCGCAGAGGGCUGUCACUUAGGCUGUUCUCCAUGGGGUCACGUCCACGUGCUUCUUGAUUUAUUGGUGCUGUGUUUAUGUAUCUGCGUUUGUGUUUUUGAUGUCACAACUUUCGGGUCAGUUUAUACCCGAAAGAAAGAAAAACAAUCACCACCUCGCCGCCAUCCAGAGCCUGCCUCGUGGGCUGUGCGUUGGUUUGGGAUUUUUACUACCCCGGAGGCAGACAAGCGGUAGGGGCGGCGGGGACUUUACGUAGAGAAGCGUGGAGACACCUCCUUAGGUGGAGGGAGCCGAGAGGAUGGAGCCGCCCGCCCCGUAGUGUCGCCGCCAGCAGCCUCCCCAGAGCCCCGUUUCCACAAAACCCUUCAAUCUCGGGGAGCUAGGGCUCAGUUUUCUCCCAGCCCCAAACGUUCUGUACUUCAUCACAGGCGGACAGAGCCGGGCAGCCAGCUCAGGAAGCCGGGGUGGCCGUGCUUGCUGGAGCGCCUGGGUCCACGCCUCCCCUGGUCCCCGGCCACCUUGACUGGAUCAACCGGACGCCCCUGCCAAGGGCCUCCCGCCCUCAGAAUGCAAACGAUCGAUGCCGUUAUGGUUAAACACGCCAGCGUUCGCCGAAGCCCACGUCUUCCCGAGCCCGUUCGCUCACGCCGAUGCCCAGGAGGUGACUGAUUUCGCUGAAGCCAUCGUGACACUCCUGUUCCGCUUCGUUCAGAGGACAUGGAAGCCCUGUGAUUCUAGCAGCGACGGUUUCUUCAUUGUUAACAAUGCCCUGUAUACUGUCACUCAAGUACUGUACCUUUUCGGUGGCACAGAUGUGUUACCAGCUACGGAGUCUUAUGACCUUAUGGUGCUACUUUCAUUGGUGCGAAUGAAACUCUCUCAGCUGACGGUGGCUUGAUUUUUAUCAGAACACAGAGAAAGAUCCUCGAUGCCAAUAAUAUCAUUCCUUUGUUCUCUUUUCUUCAGAGUCAAAUGUAUAUAGUUUUCAUUAGUUAACUUACAUUACCCGUGGUAUUUUUGUUUGACGUUUGGUGCUGGUUUUAAAAGGAAAAAGAAAAAAAAAAAAGAGCAGAAGACAAACAUUGGACACCACUGUAAGUGAAAAAUUACUCAUUUCAUUGGAAGCGAGCAGGAUAUGUUUAAUAAAAUGUUUUUCCGUAACAA